CACAAGCUAGAGGGAAAGGUUGAAAGGGCCAGAAGGGUGCUGAUUGUGACAGACUCGCCAUUUCAGCAGCUACUCACCCGAACCAGAAGCAAAAUGUCCCUGAAGUUGCCAAGAAACUGGGAUUUCAACCUGAAGGUGGAGGCUGGGAAAAUAGCUCGGUCGAGGAGUGUGAUGACUGGCGAACAGAUGGCAGCCUGUCAUCCAUCUACCACACCCAACCCGCUGGAAAGGCCAAUCAAGAUGGGCUGGCUGAAGAAGCAGAGGUCCUUCGUGAAGAACUGGCAGCAGAAGUACUUUGUGCUGAAGGCACAGAAGCUCUACUACUACAAGGAUGAAGAGGACACAAAGCCACAGGGGUGCAUGUAUCUGCCAGGAUGUACAAUCAAGGAGAUUGCAACAAACCCAGAAGAAGCUGGGAAGUUUGUCUUCGAGAUCAUUCCAGCCUCAGGGGAGCAGAAUCGUAUGGGACAAGACCCCUAUAUCCUCAUGGCUGGUUCCCAGUCAGAGAUGGAAGAGUGGGUUAAAUUCCUCAGGAGAGUCGCUGGCAUACCCUCUGGAGCGGUCUUUGGCCAGCGCUUGGAUGAGACCAUGGCGUACGAGCAAAAAUUUGGCCCCCAUCUCGUGCCCAUCUUGGUGGAGAAGUGUGCAGAGUUCAUCCUCGUGCAUGGCCUGAAUGAAGAGGGCAUCUUCCGACUACCUGGGCAGGACACCCUGGUGAAGCAGCUGAGAGAUGCCUUUGAUGCUGGGGAGAGGCCAUCCUUUGACAGAGACACAGAUGUCCACACAGUGGCCUCCCUGUUCAAGCUCUACCUCCGAGAUCUGCCAGAACCAGUGGUUCCUUGGAGCCAGUAUGAGGGAUUUCUGCUGUGUGGGCAGCUUAUGAAUGCAGAUGAGACAAAGGCUCAGCAGGAGUUGAUGAAGCAGCUUUCCAGCCUUCCUCGAGACAACUACAGCCUCCUGAGCUACAUAUGCAGGUUUCUACAUGAAAUUCAGCUGAACUGUGCUGUUAACAAGAUGAGUGUGGACAACCUGGCUACUGUGAUCGGUGUGAACCUCAUCAGGUCAAAGGUCGAAGAUCCUGCUGUGAUCAUGAGAGGGACUCCUCAAAUCCAAAGAAUAAUGACCAUGAUGAUCAGAGACCAUGAAAUCCUCUUUCCCAAGUCUAAGGAUACACCCAUGUCACCCCCGGCUCAGAAAAAUGACCCCAAGAAACCUCCAGUGGCUCGAAGUUCUGUGGGCUGGGAUGCCACUGAAGACACCCCAAUUUCUAGGACAGAGAGCUUCAGUAGCACGACCAGCAGCUCAGAUGUAAUGAGCCCCACUGGACAACAGCACAGCGAUGAGUUUCUGGAAGAGAGCAGGGAAAAGCCAGGAGAUUGGAAGUUGCAUUCUCGAAAAAGGACUCAGACACUCCCUAACCGGAAAUGUUUCUUGACAUCUGCUCUUCAAAGUGGCAACAGCAGCAAAGUAGAAAUCUUCAAAAGUGAAUUCUGGUCACCUUCAGAGGUGAAGGCAGGGGAAGGGCACAGAAGAACACUGUCCCAAGGUGUGCCUCACCUGUCUGACUUUCAACGGACUUCCACCUAUGAUAAUGUCCCUGGCCUGCCUGGAUCCCCUGGGGAUGAUGCCUUGGCAUGCUCCCCCCUUGCCUGUGACUGCAAGAGGCACACCCUUGGCAGCCCAAACUCUGAAACUAGAUCUGGAAGAAAGGACUCUGGAGAAGAAGAAUUUGAAUCUUUGCAGAGAGAGGUUCAGCAGCUGCGGAAAGAAAUAGAAGAACAGAAACAAAUGUAUGAGAAGCAGAUUAAAGACCUUGAGAAGGAAAAUUUUGAUGUCUGGACCAAGGUAGUGAGACUCAAUGAAGAGCUGGAGAAGGAGAAGAAGUUAUUUGCAGCCUUGGAAAUCAGCCUCCAAAAUGCAGAGCGCUCCCGGGACGAUGUUGAGAGGAGAAACAAGGCAUUGGAAGAAGAAGUUAAGCAAUUUGUUCGAUCCAUGAAGGAACCCAAGACUGAUGAAUGAAGUUCCCAGGAGAACUACAGAAACAGGCUGCAGUGGCCCCAAUCUUCUCCCUUUCUCUGCGCCACAUGGUGACUGGGAAGUAAAAUUACUCCCAAAAGGGAGAGGAUGUUUGGGGGCAAACAACGCAUUUCUGGAAAAUCAACCAGUGGCGUUUGCAGGAAGAGGAGGGUGAGCAGGGACACAUUUGACAGCAUGACCUCCCUGGGUUUAUCUUCAAAAGAAUUGCGUCAUUCCACCGUGCUCUCGGAUUUAGAAAAUAGAUCCUUCCAUAGCUGGAUGACUAUGUCGAGAGGAGACAUCUGAGACAGACCACAUCUCAGCACCUGAGCAGCAGGCUGGCUCCAUGGAGGCUCCAUGAGACACUGGCUUUUUGUUUUCUGAGUGAAGCAGCUCCAGUAGUUGGAUGGCCUCGGGAUAACUCUGAGCAUAGAGCAGAAGACAACUGACUUUUAAAAGCUCGCCCACCAUGGGCCAUGUUUUAGGAGGGCUGCAGCUGCUAAAGACAGAGCCUCAUUCUGCCACCCCCACCACAAUGAACACUCUCCAGGAGUUGGAAACUCAAAGAUAUUAUUAGACUAAGACAAAAUAAGCGAUAAACUGUAUUUAUAAAAGUAAAGUCAACAUGAAAAUUAUAUUCCAAUAAAG
Messenger RNA from Condylura cristata (star-nosed mole), 2664 nucleotides. It is a transcript of the gene ARHGAP25, whose product is annotated as Rho GTPase activating protein 25. NCBI's taxonomy places the organism in Eukaryota, Metazoa, Chordata, Mammalia, Eulipotyphla, Talpidae. The record is from RefSeq and is a predicted model, not a curated record. The transcript is spliced from 11 exons. Gene Ontology annotation, cellular component: phagocytic cup. Gene Ontology annotation, molecular function: GTPase activator activity. Bases 94 to 2019 code for a protein of 641 amino acids. Gene Ontology annotation, biological process: actin filament organization; activation of GTPase activity; negative regulation of small GTPase mediated signal transduction.